AUGGUAACGACUACACAUUUUAUUCCAUUUCGUGAAAAACUCAUAGAAACAACGGUGACAAGUGAAGUUGCCAUAGCCAAGAACUGGAUCCUCGCCGUACGAUUAGCCUACCAAGAGGAACCAACGGUGAUCAUCUCUCUAAACUCCAAGACCAAUCCUCAAGAUGAUGAUGCAAAAACCUCGACUCUUCAACUAUGCAUCAAAACCAAAUGCCUCAUACUCCAAUUACUUCAUAUGAAUCAAAACACCAACCUCGGCGAAUGCCUUAGUGAUCUAUUUCGCGAUGAGAGAUUUGUUUUUGUAGGAAUAGGUAUUGCUGAAACGAUAGCUAAGCUCGGUGGGCUAGUUAGAGUUGUUAAGAAAGUUGACGUUCGUGAUUUGGUAAAGGUCAAUUUUCCUUUUAGUUAUGGUGAGAGAUCAAGGCUUAGCUUGAAGGCUAUGGCUUGUGAGUUGUUGGGAUUUGGUUCGUGGAAACCGAAGAGGGAGAUUUGUCGGAGCGACUUGGCUAAUGAAGUUCUUGAUGAAGAGGUGAUUAAGUUUUUGUCCGUUGAUGCUUAUGUUUGUCAUGAAAUUGCAUUUAAGAUGCUUACACAACAAAUUAUCUAG
Molecule: messenger RNA, 606 nt
Organism: Arabidopsis lyrata subsp. lyrata
Lineage: Eukaryota; Viridiplantae; Streptophyta; Magnoliopsida; Brassicales; Brassicaceae
Exons: 1
Coding region: 1-606 (201 amino acids)
Cellular component (GO): nucleus; cytoplasm
Molecular function (GO): 3'-5' exonuclease activity; nucleic acid binding
Source: RefSeq, a predicted model, not a curated record